UUAGAAAUGACUAAAUAGAUUUAUUAACUAUGUUACUGUGGAAAUCUAAAAUUAAAAAUUGGUUAAGAUUAGUAAUCAGAAUAUACAAAUUUACAAAAUUAUCUCUUAAAAGAAGAUAUUAAUAAUUAAAAAAAUAAACUUUCUAUAAAAAGUGUUAAAAAUCAGCUGAAAAAAAAAAUGAAAUAAGCAUAAAAAAAUAUCCUUUUUUUCCUCUUGUUGGGCACUAUUGUAGUUUGUGCUACAGAUCCUUCCUAUGGUUAAUGCUAGAUACCUGCUAGUAAGUUAAAUGGUCAGACCUUUAAGUCUAUCAUAUAUCCUGGAUAUGAUAAUGACAGAUUUUCAGGAGAUGUUGUUUUGACGAUUUAGUAUGAUACUUCAUCUAUCCUCUCUCUUAGUCUUAAAGCUAAAGACAGUAACAGUAAGCAACAGGAAUAUGUUUACACACCACUAGCUGACUAAACUGGCUUAAAUUUGAAUACUAAUUUUUAAAUUACAAGAAAAUUAACUGGUGAUAGUUCUAACUUAGCUUUUAGUGAAAUCUAUCAUUUCAUAGCCUCCUGUACUGAAACAAAUGGUGUUUUGACUAAUUUAAUAAUAAAGGCAAGUUUUUCAUAAACACUAAAAGAAUCUACAAAUAAAACAGGAUUUUAAUACUUUGAAUUGUAAUCAUCAAUUAAAAUAUCCUCAUCAUAUUCAAUGCUUAUUAAAUUCAGUUUGCUAUUUUUAUUAGCAUUAUUAUUUUGACCAAUAAAGCUAAUUAAAAUAUAUCUAUAUAUCUAUAUUUAUUCAAACUUAUCUGUAUUUUUUUACUGAAAAAAAUUUGUCAAUUAAACA
Molecule: messenger RNA, 834 nt
Organism: Tetrahymena thermophila SB210
Lineage: Eukaryota; Ciliophora; Oligohymenophorea; Hymenostomatida; Tetrahymenidae
Product: transmembrane protein, putative
Exons: 1
Source: RefSeq, a predicted model, not a curated record